Messenger RNA from Tuber melanosporum (Perigord truffle), 261 nucleotides. RefSeq lists its product as uncharacterized. The coding region runs from base 1 to 261 and encodes 86 amino acids. Gene Ontology annotation, cellular component: mitochondrion. Gene Ontology annotation, biological process: mitochondrial respiratory chain complex IV assembly. The transcript is spliced from 2 exons. NCBI's taxonomy places the organism in Eukaryota, Fungi, Ascomycota, Pezizomycetes, Pezizales, Tuberaceae. The record is from RefSeq and is a predicted model, not a curated record.
AUGUCCCGCGCAGCCAAAGCAACUCUCGCGACAACCUCACUCCUCUGUGGCGGAGUAAUCUGGUUCGUGCACUACUUCCAGCGCGCUGAAAAAGCUGCAAUGCACGCCGGCGUCAUCCGCGACGAGGAGCGCACGCGAAUAAAGCGUGAGAGGCAAUUGGAUUUCGAGAUGCAACGGGAGUUGGAGAAGGAGUAUCAGAAGUCGCAGAGUGUCUCCUCCGUUAAUGAGGCCCCGGGUACUGGCGGUGAGGGUAAGGGGUGA